Messenger RNA from Phaeodactylum tricornutum CCAP 1055/1, 1149 nucleotides. Its product is annotated as annexin. NCBI's taxonomy places the organism in Eukaryota, Bacillariophyta, Bacillariophyceae, Surirellales, Neidiaceae. Gene Ontology annotation, molecular function: calcium ion binding; calcium-dependent phospholipid binding. The record is from RefSeq and is a predicted model, not a curated record. The transcript has 2 exons. Bases 50 to 1042 code for a protein of 330 amino acids. Gene Ontology annotation, cellular component: cytoplasm.
CCGCAGCGUUCUUACAGUCAACGAGCCAGGCUCUUUGUAUCCAACUAUUAUGAGCAUCGAUCUGUAUCCUGCCAUCAUUCACGAAGGAGACCUUUCUCCUGACUCCUUUGGGCCAGAAGUCGACGAAAUUUGCAAUGAAAUUGAUGCUUCUUGCAAGGGUUUUGGAACCAACGAGAAGCGCCUGCUUAAGGCUAUGGGAUCCCAGUCUCCCGAGACGCGCUGCAAGGUGCCACUCCGCUACAAAGAACUUCGUGGCAAGGAGCUUAAGAACGUAAUGAAGUCCGAAUGCGGCAAGCGCAAUUUCGGGACCGCGUUGCAAUUCUUGGCCGUUUCGCCCAUUGAAGCAGACUGCGACAUGAUCAAGGCCGCUUGCAAGGGUGUGGGUACGAAUGAGCUCUUGCUGUUUACCAUCUUGUGCGGUCGCUCCAACACGGAGGUCGAACUACUCAAGAAGAAGUAUUUUGAAAUUCACACGGCGGAUCUUGGUCGUGUUCUCGAUGGAGAAUUGGGCGGUGAUUUAGAAAAGAUGAUUUUCAAUACCUUGCAGGCUGCAGAAGAAAUAUUUGAUUCGGACUACCAUACAGAGGCGCUCAUGAAAGAGGACGCUGCGAAAUUGUACGAGAUGGGACAAGGCAAGCGAUUCGGAACGAACGAAGCAGGACUUUUCAAGAUCCUCUGCGCCCGCCCGCCUGAGUAUUUGAAACAGAUGAACCUCGUCUACGCGGAGAAGUACGGCUUCACUCUUCCCAAGGCAUUGGAGACCGAGCUAAACGGGCAUGUCAAGGAUGCAGCAUUGUACAUGAUCGGUAUGAAACUCAAACCCUACGAAACGGUGGCCAACUUGAUUCACCGCGCUUGCAAGGGUUUCGGUACAAAUGAACUUCUUUUGACGUCGGCUCUGAUUCGCUACCAACCCAUAAUGAAGAAUGUUAUGGAAGCAUACAUCGAACUCUAUGGCGAGACGAUUGAGGACCGUAUCAAGUCUGAAUGUGGUGGCGACUACGAACGUAUUUUGUUGGAAGUGUUGGGCGCCGCUGAAUGAUUUUAACGUGUUCUGGCCCGUUUGUUUUUAUGUCCGGUGUUUUAGCCCUUGUUAAACUAUUUAAUGAAAAAGUGUGUAGGGUGAUCUCCAGUCACUUGAUGCAGAAG